AUGAAACCUAAUCCUAAAUUGAUAUUUGAACAACCGAAUAUUGAAAAUACAAUACCACUUUCUGUCUAUCAAGCUUCAUCGCCUGAGAAGUUCUCCAUUGAAGACGAUGAUAAGCUUGUGAUGCAUGCUGGAGGUUCGGGCUACAAGAUAUCGAUUUUGAGGAACGAUCCAACCCAAGAAGUUAAGGUGCAUGAAGAUUUUCAAAGCAUGGAGAACUCAAGCGUCUCACUUUUCGUCUUAAAUACUUGCGUCAUAAUAUGGCUCGACGAAAUACAGAAAGGAUUGGAAUUACCCUACCAGAGUAUAUCAUUAAGUGCAUUACAGAGUAAUAAUGACCAUCAGGCGUUAUAUCUACAAGUUUUAUCUAAUGACUACAUUUCUAGUAUACCGACGGAGCCAACAGAAUAUACCUCGACGGUGGAGUUAAUAAUAACCAAGGAGAAAGAUAUCCCUGAGAGUAUGGUAAAUCGCCUAUUCGAAAGCAUGGUUUCGGAUAUUCACGGAUUAUACAAUGGUUUAUCAACGUGUUCGGCAUUCCAUUAUGACUCGGAUUCUGAUGAGGAGAAUGGUGAUAACACAAACGGAUUUUAUGGCAUGGAUUUUCAGGACUCCGAUACCAAUGCACCAGCUUUGGAAAUACCGUCGUCGUGGAUCGAUGAUGAAGGACAUGACCACGAUAUUGCUAUCAAAAAUAUUGGUGAUGCCGAUGACUUGGAGUUAGAUGAAGAAGAGUUACAGCGAGUUAGAGAUGAAAGUGGUACUCCUGUAGCAGGUAUGAAUGUCGAUGUAGGAUAUGCUUCAAUUGUCGGUAGUAUCAGAAAGCGAGGUGAGGAUGAUAUGGGCGAAUUCAAUAAAUCAAGAAAAUUGAUUUGA
Molecule: messenger RNA, 873 nt
Organism: Debaryomyces hansenii CBS767
Lineage: Eukaryota; Fungi; Ascomycota; Pichiomycetes; Serinales; Debaryomycetaceae
Exons: 1
Coding region: 1-873 (290 amino acids)
Source: RefSeq, a predicted model, not a curated record